CGGGUGACGGCAGCGUGUGGUUUUCCUACAUGUUGUUUUUUCUCAUGUGACUGCGUGUUGAGGGAAGUUCAAGGGCACAUACAGUAUCUCCUGGAGAGACGGGAGCCGUGCUCCGCACGUCGGACUCGGAGCGCCGUUCGCCUUGUGAUGUUGCGCGUACAGGUAGAGGUACAGCAUCCUGUGUCCUAAUCUAGAUAAAUGUAAGAAUCUCUCAAGAAACAGCUGGAUGAGCUCCUCCAGUCAGGACAGGAGGCCCUUCUUUACACAGAGGGUGGUGGGAGUGUGGAACAAGCUGCCCAGCCACGUUGUAGAAGCCGAUCCCCUGGAUCCUUCCAUAGACACAGCUGGAUGAGAUCCGGGGAACAGUUAACUACUAAGCGCCACACGGGCCGGGUGGGCCGAGAGGUCUCUGCAGCUCGUCGCCGGGAGGUGAAGAUUCCCGGAACAACGAGAGAGUCUGACCACACUGCGGCAGUUUAAGAAAGCCCAGGCGCGUCGGCCGCGAUUGCGCAGUUCCUCGCCCAGAAAGGGGAAGAGAGAGCUUGGGGGACGCUGCCCUGUGCCCUGCGGGAGUCAGACGAAGAGUCCUGGGAAUCUUCGUGAACGGCGUGUCGAGGCAGGAGACAGACCUCAUUGGAUUGUUUAAUGUGACUUGAAGGACUGAAAGCUUCAGAAGUGUCGUUGUUUUUGUUUUCUACUGAAAGGCAAGUGUUCGGGAGCUGUAAAACCGCCGGAAAGUUGAGAUUGAUCCCACUGUGGACUGAACCGCUCUGGUCCAGCACCAGAGUUUGGGCCUCAACCACCUGCCUGGGAAGCCUGUUCCAGUCACCCACCACUCUUUGGUGAUGGUGUCUGUUGAGUCCAAGCAUCUCCUUGUGAUUCUGCUGCUUCUUGUCAGGAUUCCUGUGACUGGAUCAGCCCUGGGCUCCCAGCCCUCAGUGUCUCUCCACUCCCCUGGAGGAGGUCAGACCCAGCUGCUGUGCAGGUCAGAGGGCUGGUUCCCUGCACCUGCAGUGAUCUGGACAGACAGAGAUGGACACGAUGUGACCUCGCUGUCCAGCACCACAGUGGAGAAGGACAGUCAGGGGCUCCUCAGUGUCAGCAGCUACAUCCCAGUCCAGCAGGAGUCCAACAUCUUCUCCUGUCUGGUCAGAAGUGCUCUUCCUGAACCAGACUGGGAAUCUCAGCUCCACAUACCCAGAGACUUUUUCCCUGGACCCUCUGGAUGGAUGGUGGCUCUCUGUGUAACAGCAGCUGUGGCUGUAGCUGUGUCAGCACUUCUGGUGAUCCAGUGGGGGAGAAUGGACAAGCUCGAGAGACGGUGGAUAUCUGAGUUGAAUUUUGCACUUCGUCGAGAAAUUGAUACUGUGAAGAGAACUCCUGUCCCUAAAUCAGAGUGGCAGUGGCUGUGCAGUGCUGCAGGGGAGCUCACUCUGGACCCGGAUACAGCCCACGGCGGACUAGUCCUCUCCCGGGAUGGGCUGGGGGUGAGACUGGACAGGUGGAUGGUUUCCCAGAGCAGCUUGUCCAAGGAAGGGAGGAGAGUGAGUCUGGGAAAACAGAUGGAUCACUUUGCCAACCCACGCAGAUUCGAUUCCCAGCCCUGUGUCCUGGCCAGGCAGGGCUUCACCUCCGGGAGACACUACUGGGAGGUGGAGGGGAAUGAGGACUGGAGAAUCGGAGUGAGCAGAGAGUCUGCGCAGAGGACAAGAGGGUUCAAAUUCACCCCACAGGAGGGUUACUGGGGUCUGGGAUGUUAUUCUUCUUGCCUCAUUGCACUUACUGACCCAGUGACCCCCCUUCACUGCAGUCUGCAGCCCAGGAGGGUGGGGGUGUGUGUGGACAUCGAGGAGAGGCAGGUGUCUUUUUACAGUGUGGAGACCAGGACACACAUCUACACUUUCACUGACAUGGUCUUCAAACAGGGGGAGAAGAUCUGUCCAUUCUUCUGGACGAUUGAUAAGCAGAAUGAGCUUGUGCUGCUGCCCCCUGUCAGCGGUGGAGAUUAAACACUCGCAUUUGCACACACAGACUGAUAUACGCUAUGUCACAGAAUACCGGACAAGCCCACAGUGGGACUAAUGCUGUAUUAGACACCUUCACAGUAUGAGUGACUCUGAACAGACGCCCACAUCAGGGAGUGACUGUAUCUGAUACACCCACAGUAGGGAGUGACCCUGUACCAGACACAGACCACAGUGGGGAAUAACUCUGUAUUACGCCAAUAAAAGUUAUAGUCAAGACAU
This is a messenger RNA of Lepisosteus oculatus (spotted gar), 2246 nucleotides long. The record is from RefSeq and is a predicted model, not a curated record. NCBI's taxonomy places the organism in Eukaryota, Metazoa, Chordata, Actinopteri, Semionotiformes, Lepisosteidae.